AUGAAGGUGCUCAUUUGUGUGCUUGGGCUUCUUGCCCUGGCUUCGGCCAAGCCUGGGAUAACUGACGAUACAACAAUAGUCACCUGGGAUGUGAAACAAAGGCAAAUAUUCAUACUGAAACUGCUCAACAACAUUUUACAACCAUGCAUGUACAAGGAUGUAGAAGACAUUGGCGGGAACUACAAGAUCGAAGACAAUGUACACCUAUAUGGCAAACAAGACGUAGUGAAGACUUUCGUCAACAUGAUGAAAGAAGGUUUCUUGCCUCGUGGUGAGGUAUUCACUAUCCACGUCGACCGCCAGCUUAAAGAAGUUGUUACAAUGUUCCACGUAUUGUACUAUGCAAAGGACUUCGACACUUUCAUCAAAACUGCUUGCUGGAUGCGUUUGUACCUCAACGAGGGCAUGUUCGUCUACGCUUUAACUGUCGCCGUUCGCCACCGUGAUGACUGCAGGGGAAUCGUCCUUCCUCCCGCUUAUGAAAUCUACCCAUACUACUACGUCCGUGCUGAUGUCAUACAAAAGGCAUAUUUACUUAAAAUGAAAAAGGGUCUCCUGGACUCAAAACUUGCUGACUUCUACGGAAUCAAAAAGACCGACAAGGAUAUUUACAUCAUUGACGAAAACGUUUUCGACAAGAGAGUUUACUUGAACGACGAAGACAGGUUGAGAUACUUCACUGAAGAUAUUGACCUUAACACCUACUACUACUACUUCCAUGUUGACUAUCCAUUCUGGAUGAAGGAUGAUGUUAAUAACAAGUUGAACAUGAAGAUGGACAGAAGGUGGGAAAUGACCCUGUACAUCUACCAGCAAAUUCUUGCCCGAUACUACCUUGAACGUCUUUCUAACGGUCUUGGAGACAUCGAGCUUCUUUCUUGGAACAGACCAAUCAGGAAGGGAUACUGGCCUUGGUUGAAACUGCACAACGGUCUUGAAUUACCUGCCAGAUUUAAUGAUCACGUUCUUGUUAGGAAUACCAAAAUUGGAAACGUUAAGCUUGUACAGGACUACGAAAAAAUCAUAAACGAAGCUAUUAUUAAAGGAUUCAUCGAGAUUAAUGGAAAACGAUUUGACCUGACUCACCAAAAAGACAUAGAAAACCUUGGCAAACUCAUUUAUGGCACUGUUGACAAAGAUGAUAUUAUGGACGUCACCCAUGUUGAAGCUUACCGUUACAUGCUCAUCCUGAUGAAGUCUGUAAUUGGACUGAACACUUUCGGAAGUGACAAAUACUUCGUAGCUCCCACAGUUCUCGACUCUUACCAGACUGCACUCCGUGAUCCAGUCUUCUAUCAACUGCAGAAGCGUCUAUGCUACCUAUUCAUGCUGUUCAAAAUGCGCCUCCCGAGCUAUACUCGCGAGGACCUGUACUUCCCUGGAGUUAAAAUCGACAAUGUUGUUGUAGACAAGCUGGUGACAUACUUCGAUGAUUAUCUCAUGGAUAUGACAAAUGCUGUUACAUGGACUGAUGAUGAAUUAAAGAAAGCCAAAUCUGACAUGACUUUCUUAGUACGUAAACGUCGUCUUAACCACAAGCCAUUCAAAAUGACGUUCGACAUCAUGUCCGACAAAACAGUCGACUGUGUCGUCAGAAUAUUCUUAGGACCUAAAGAAGACCACCUUGGCCGAUUACUGGACAUUAACGUAAACCGCGUCAACUUCGUGGAGCUUGACUCCUUCCUCUACAAACUCAACACUGGAAAGAAUACAAUUGUCAGAAACUCGAUAGACAUGCACAACCUUGUGCGCGACAGAAUAAUGACCAACGAUUUAUGGAAGAAGUUUGAGACCGUCACAGAUAUCAAAGAUAUGUGGAACAAGGACUUAAAGAACUUCAACACUGGCUUCCCAACAAGGCUGGUCUUACCUAAAGGUACAAUUGGUGGCAUGAAGUUCUUAUUGUACGUGAUUGUUACGCCUCUGAAACUUGUAGACAACGUUGAUUUGUCUAUCCUGGACAACAAUCGCAAAGACGACAUGAUUGACUUCAGAUCUACAGUCUUGCUCGACAAGAUGCCUCUUGGUUUCCCACUCGACCGUAAGAUUGACGUGUCCAAAUUCUUCACUCCUAACAUGAAAUUCGUGGAUGUUAUGAUCUUCCACAAGACACAAGUUUGUGACAUGAAGACACGUUGGGACAAAUAUGUGCUCAAAAACUAUGACAUGUUCGACAAAACUGUGAUCAACGACAACUACUACACAGACGUGGAUGUUAACAUCAAACACGACAGAGAUGUUAACAUGUUUGACUUUUAAGCAAAUUACUCUAUGGACGACGGUUUAAGCAAUUUCACUUAGUAGUAUAUAUGGAAUUAAAGUAUGUGUUAAAUGGACGAAUGAAAUGUUAUACUUUUAUGAAAAUAGAAUGCAAUAAAGAAUGAUA
This is a messenger RNA of Zerene cesonia (dogface butterfly), 2386 nucleotides long. Its product is annotated as basic juvenile hormone-suppressible protein 2-like. Lineage: Eukaryota; Metazoa; Arthropoda; Insecta; Lepidoptera; Pieridae. The transcript is spliced from 5 exons. The coding region runs from base 1 to 2259 and encodes 752 amino acids. The record is from RefSeq and is a predicted model, not a curated record.